Rhinocladiella mackenziei CBS 650.93 is the source of this 1476-nucleotide messenger RNA. RefSeq lists its product as uncharacterized. NCBI's taxonomy places the organism in Eukaryota, Fungi, Ascomycota, Eurotiomycetes, Chaetothyriales, Herpotrichiellaceae. The record is from RefSeq and is a predicted model, not a curated record. The coding region runs from base 1 to 1476 and encodes 491 amino acids. The transcript has 2 exons. Gene Ontology annotation, molecular function: hydrolase activity.
AUGGCCAAAAGUUCUUGGAUAACAAAGAUUCACCAUGCGGCUUUCUACUACAUCCCGGCCAUCUUGAGAACGUUCAUUACAUGGCUUUCUGGAGUCUCCGAAACCUCUUCGCAAUGGAAUCUAAAAACAGCAUUUACGGUUUCGAUCGCGCGAGCGAUCUUCAAUGACCCUGCUCGGAUCUCGAUGCUCGAAGAACAGGAGGCAAGUUUCACAAAGCCGCCCAUUACAAGCUCCAUGUGGGUUUGUAAAGACGAGUUUCCGGCGACAGGGAAAAAUAACUUGUCGCAGCUCGUGAGAGAGGCUGUAUCUGAUCUAUCCGGCGAUAACACAGACAUCCCUUUCACCGACGUGGCGACAGUGGAAGGAGAGUGGGUUGGUCACAGAUAUAAUUCAACCGGAGUAUAUGGCAAUAUUGCAAGUUCUCGGUCAAACGAGGAGCGUCAGUAUCAUCAGAUGGCAAACGACACGAAAAAUGACAUUGUGUUGAUUUAUUUGCACGGAGGACAGUUCUAUCUUCGAAAUCCCGAAUCAAGAAGAAGUUUGGUCCACGCACUUGCGCAACGUACCGGCGGUCGAUGUUUCUCGAUGGCUUACCGUUUGUCACCCCAGCACAUGUUCCCUUCGGCACUCUUGGAUCUGCUCCUGGUAUAUUUAUCUCUCCUGUACCCUCCUCCAUCUGACAGCCAUCUGGCCGCGUCUCCACCAACGUCGAUCUGUAUUUGCGGAGAUAGUUCGGGUGGAAACAUUGCGGCUGCAUUUCUCCAGUUGAUCCUCCAUUUGAAUCGGAAAGAGCCGCCGGGAGUAGCUAGUGUUUUAUGGAACGAUGCACAUGUGCCUCUUCCUUGUCCUGGAGCCGUAUGUAUACAUUCGGGAUAUAUGGAUCUGACCAGAUCAUUGCCAUCUGAAAUGGAAAACCUAAAGUUUGACAUCAUACCAUCACCGGGCCGUCCCCCCACACCGGUGACCCGUUACUUCGAAGAUGCUAUAUGGCCUCCAGAGCAGCCUCGACAUCAUGUGUAUGCCCCUACUCAUCUUCUAACACAUCCUUUGGUAUCACCAAUCACGGCAAGAGACUGGAAGGAGUGUCCUACCCAGGUCUGGUUAAGUGUGGGUCAGGAAUGUCUUGCAGAUGGGAAUAUCGUCCUAGCAAAAGAAAUGGCCGGACAAGGUGUCGAUGUGGAGCUUGAGAUCUACGAGGGCAUGCCUCAUGAUUUCCUCGUGCUGUUAUCAUCUAGUUCUUGCGGACAGGAUUGUUUCGACCGAUGGGCCAAGUUUGUAAAACGAGCGAUUGGCCGUGAGGGACCAGGGGAAAGGACAGAGAAUGAAAGGAACGUGGCUAUCAUUCACAGCAUUGAUGGGAAAAAAAAGCAAACGCCCUUAACCGAGAUUCAACCUCAAAAAACGGUGGAGGAAUUGAUUGAGGGCAUGGAAGCCAAAAUCCAGAGCUGGGGGCAACCACCAACAAGGCUGCACUAG